Nannochloropsis gaditana CCMP526 is the source of this 366-nucleotide messenger RNA. RefSeq lists its product as uncharacterized. The transcript has 6 exons. The record is from RefSeq and is a predicted model, not a curated record. The annotation marks the transcript as partial.
AUGGGAGAGGAGGAAAAGUACUCAGUGGAACAAAUUGAGGAGAGGUUCAUGACCAAGCAAUUCGCAGGGCUUCAGAUGGAACGGCCCAUGGACAGCAUGAAGGUCGUCGGCCUCAGCUCCCCUUUUGAAGACGAAUUUGCCAUUGCGAACCUGUCUGGUCUCUCUCCCUACAUGGGCGCCAUUUUCCCUCGACAGUACCAUUACUACGAGCGCGGAGCUAUCGGCCUGGAAAAAACCAUCACUUUCUUCUUCAAGAAAGUCUUGUACCGGCAGCAGGACAAGCGCCUCAUCCUCAAGUCCCCCUCCCACACGGCCCGUGUCCGUGUCCUCCGAGAACUCUUCCCAGGAGCCAAAUUCAUCCACAUU